CAAGAAAGAGCCUCAAGACCGUCUAGUUGGUCACGUAUAUUGUCGCGCUCUCCCGGUCUGCUCUGUGUGUUCCUACAACCCCGUAACAUUAUGCCGCCACGACCAUCAUGACGCAGUAUCCGCCGCGGACGAGCAGCUUGCCUGCGAAUAGAGACCAAGUACAUCCGAAUGUCUCGACGUCGACAACGGUCGUAACCAGCGUCGCGCCUGGUGCGGACAUUGCUCGAACAAAGCAAGGCGUCACGAAGCAGACUGAGCAACUACCAACAGUGAAAUCGACACCUGAUUUUCUGUCGGAUAAGGCCACCGCUGCCUUUAUAAGGAGAACGCUUUGUGCAAAUCAUGCUCUGACUAACACAGGUGGUGAGAGAGGAAGAGCCACUCCGCGACCCAUAGAUGAGCUGCUGCCUCCUCUCACCAGUUCCAACGAAGUUGACUUACAGCUCUACGCUAUCUUGGCUGUCAUUCUUAAGGAGUUCGUCUACUCCUGGUACGCGAAAAUCACACCCGAUCAUGUCUUUGUCGAGGAGGUUAUUCGGAUCAUUGCUCACUGCACAAGAGCUUUGGAGCAACGCCUGCGAAAAGUUGACCUCGAGGCAUUAGUCCUGGACGAAUUACCCAAUUUGAUUGAGCUACAUGUCAAGUCGUACCGUGUCGCCCAUGAAGAAGUAGCCUAUCCCUCAUCACUAGCCAACUCUCCACGGGAAGUCUAUCAUGUACUAGUCCCACACCCGGCUUUAUCACCCGUUCCCCGCGAGAGCGAACCAUCCACCGUUCUCGAACAGAUCCGCAACGAAGAGUCAUGGCGGCAACUACUUGUUCACGGUGUUCUGGCUGUGCUGCUUCCCACAGAAGAUUUAGAAAAUGGCUGUCUCAGAGCUCUCGUUGCUGAGAUCUUUAGCGACAUGAUCCUGGGCAACGGGGUCAGUGGCAAGGCCUGUGAGCCAUGGCUCUUGUGGGACGCCAUCACAACCGUCAUCGAAGCGCUGCAGCCGAAGACACUCAAAGCUGUUGAGGAGCCAACGGUCGCAACUAGUCGACUAGAGCAGUUUGGACUGCUGUCUCUAUCCAAGAAACCCACGGCUGGACACCAGGGUCAGGACGGCAAUCGAAGUCAUCUGGGGUCUGCUGCAUCUAAUUCCAUAUCAGGCAUGUUCUGGGCCGUGAUGUCUUUCCUUUUCAUGGCGUCUACUGCGGUCCGUACGCUUGUUUACACCGUUGCGACAUCGUCGUCAUUGCCAACACGGUCUAAGACGUGGUCAUCCAGUCAAUCGCCCAUACACUCUGAGCCUGUGGAUACCUCAUCUGACUCCCCGCCAUCUUACGAUCAAUGUGCCAUUCUGGACAUGAGCGUGUGGACCAUGGUAGCACGCGUCUUCGACUUGGACAUACGCCUACCCUGGCUGUUCGGCCUGUUUUCGCUCUCACAUCAAAUGGCUUUGUAUGGGCCCGGGAGGGUUGGCGACAUGAACGGUGCGUUGGAUAGGUAAGUCUGUGUGAACCAAUCUCUUUGUAGUUCUUCACCUUUCGUAUCUGGUUGGCCAGCGGGAUCUGCCUAGGCUGCCGGGGCUUGCAUUAGUCCCGCAUUCAGUUUCAGUCAAGUGACUUUGGCCGUAGCCCAUCCGGGCAAUCUUCCUUCGUGCAAGGGGCCUUAUCGUGCACACCUCGAUGGCGGCACCCUGGCGCCAUGGGGCAAGGCCAACUGCAAGCCCCCGGCUUCACGGUUGUGCUGACGGAAUCCUGGUGCUCACCGUCCAGUUUUUGCCGAGACAUCGCUAGCCUAUGCUUUCCUGAGCCAUUGCGUAGCUUUUCUUUUGGUGCACUCUCCGUCCGCUGUGACCACAUUGCAAAAGCUUGGGAACAUUUGAGAGAUUGCUGCAUAGCUGCCUGAUGCUGUGGGGUGAUCAUCGGGUUGAGAAAUGAAUCAACCUGCCACAUGCCUCCUCUACGCGCCCGGCUGAUCCCUUUCCGCUCCGUCGGGACUGGCCGCUGUCUGCAACACGGGAGCUUCCCUGUCCGUCCGAAGCGAAUGCUGAAGGUGGCGCCUCAACACGUCGAUGACCGCACCGAGACCAUUGAGAAAAAACAAUCUACACCAUGUUUGCAUUAUGUCAAACUAUCGGACACUGCGGAAAAGGAAUUGUUUAGAAGAUUCGAGUCGAUUAAUCGCAAAAGGCGCUACCAUCCCUGCUGCCAUCAGGUCCUCGUUUGUUGGCUGUGGUUUCGUCCCAGCAAGCUGGGUUCGACGCUCAGUCUCCAGCCAGCCAUGUCAAACAUCCACCAGAAACAUCUGCAGUGCGACGCACAAUAUCGCUCCUUGUGAGUUUCCGACUCAUGUAGGCGCCUUCUUGGACGUCGCUGCAUUAGCUUCAUGCACAAUAUUGUCCGCAACAAUGUGGACGCCUCCUCCAACUCUUCGAGUUUGCAACUAGCAGACCUUUCUGCAUAAAUGUUUUGCAUGCAAGAUUGGACGAAGAGCAAGACAAUGCACCCGUAGACCUCCGCGCUGGGUCACCCCCUCAUUCUGCAGCGGUUCUGCACAUGCUCAUUUGACAUGUUUCUGCUGGCGGAUUCUUUUCCCUUCGGCUAACUGCAGACAUCUCACAUCACCUGGUCUCUGCCCUACAGUGACGGCCCACCAGUGCCAUGUGCAUCUAUGCUUUGAGUCGGAAGGAUUUUGAAGCAAUUUCGUGCUGUAGAACUUCCUUUACACGUUCUUUAACGAUCAUGCGCAUUAAAGGCAUUUUUUUUUCUCCGGCUCACACGCGAUUUAGUUUUGACUGAUCAUGACCUUGCUCCAUCGAAUUGACCAGGUUGCGCAAUGGCGGAAGGAAGCAUUUGCUCUGAAGUUCUCGCUAGCCUAGGUGCAUGAUAUCAGGAAGCUGCUCUCUACCUCCACUGUAUCUUGUAGUGCAUGCCACUCCUAGAUCCCGCCGCAUGACCUUGACUCAGAUCACUCCUUCUUCGUAAUUACUCACACAUUGACUUUUUUCUUUAUUCAGUGUCCGGGCCGUUGUUUGCCUGCAUCUUUACUGGGUCUAUCCUAGGCUAGACCAUCUCGCUAACGCCUCAUGUUUUCUUUAUGCAGAUGGUUGUCAAGCAAAGUGCAUGAGCACAUUUUGAACCCGGCGUAUAUCCCACGACUACUGAAAAUUGUACGCGCCACUCUUUUUCCGAACAAUGCACCUGGUCCGCCCAGACGAAUCCCCGAUGCGACAGAGGUUGUUGCAAUUAAACGACGCUGUGCAGAGACGAUUACAAGUGCCUUUCCAAAUUGGAUUCUUUUUCGGUAUUUUGGAAUAAGCAAGUCUAGCGGACAUGCAGCAUUGACUGAAGAGAUUGAAAACACGCUUGAUGUACUUGGAGAUGUCUAUUUGAAUAAGCAUCUGAUCUUUAAUAUGAUCGAGCUGAUCAUUGUAAGACUGUUACCUGAGUUGGGCGAGAAAGAUGUAAAUGGGCUGAUGAGGGAAAGAAUCGGUGAAGAGAAAGACUGACCGCUUUAUUAGCGAAAAUUCAUGCAAAUAAGCACCGAAAUUACUCAAAAACUGCUGUUGAUAUGUACACAAAGUCGUAGCAUUUCUCUUUUCGAAGCGCUGAAAAGACCCCAUUGGUCUUGCCCUUGAAGGCGCAGGCUUGUCUAUAGAGAUUCUGCUUUGGGGUCGUGAGUAUAAACAGGCAGAAGACCCCCACAACGCCUAGAAUAGCGAAAGGACAGCAAGCAGAAGAUGAGAAAAGUGCUGGAAAUUGCCGACCUCCUACGAGAGUUGGCACCACCGAAAAGCGUCUCCCUGCGCAUAUGCCUCCCUG
Molecule: messenger RNA, 3807 nt
Organism: Verruconis gallopava
Lineage: Eukaryota; Fungi; Ascomycota; Dothideomycetes; Venturiales; Sympoventuriaceae
Exons: 2
Coding region: 108-1490 (460 amino acids)
Biological process (GO): protein targeting to lysosome; early endosome to late endosome transport; endosome to lysosome transport
Cellular component (GO): early endosome; extrinsic component of endosome membrane; late endosome
Molecular function (GO): phosphatidylinositol binding
Source: RefSeq, a predicted model, not a curated record